Molecule: messenger RNA, 492 nt
Organism: Caenorhabditis sp. 36 PRJEB53466
Lineage: Eukaryota; Metazoa; Nematoda; Chromadorea; Rhabditida; Rhabditidae
Source: the annotation of a GenBank genome assembly
AUGGGCAACUUUGCCUCAACUUCCGCUCGACACAGCCGAGUGGUCGGUCCGGCCCGCGAGUACGUGACGUUUGGACGCAAACUGCACACUUACGUCGAGGUACUUCCCGUAUGUGCUGCAAAUAAGCUCUGUUGCGAACAGAACACUGUGCCAGUCAACACAACUGAGUCUCUAGGUAGCCAAUUCAUCCGCGAAAUUCGAAUUUUAUUAACGCGCGUACUUCAGCACACCAAAACACGGAUUUCAGGCAGAAGCUGGCGUCAAACCGGCUUCCAACAAAAAAAACCAGAUACUUCCGGUGCCUGGCUGACAUUGAGAAGAUAUCCCAUGCAAACACGAGGAUUGCAACACCAUUCGAGGUUGGAUAUAAUAAAAUAUCCGCAGUUUCUUUGAGUCCGAUCGUUCAUAUUUCAGUCAAUUCACACGCGCAUAAUCGACGUCUGGCAGAAUGUGAUUGAACUUUUGAAGCUGUCGGUCAACAACGUCGACUAG